CGUCGAUAUGAUGGUGCCGAGUGGGAAGAGCAUGGAAUCCAGUGACUGGUGAUGGUUUAUACAUAAAAUGAUAAAAGCCGUUUUAAAUUCAAAUGCCGUUGUACAAUAAUUCACUUCGUCAAUCUAAGCCCAAUUGAACAACUGCCCAUUGCCAAUAUCUCGCCUCCAACCAACAUCGUCACUUCAUACUUCACACCAUGACCGAAGGCCGCCAAUCUCCUCCCCCAUCGAACCAGAGGGGCGAUCAGCAGUCCGACCCUCAAGCCAAUCCCAACGAGACUGGCGCCGCUCCGACCGGCAUGGGCGUGAAAGAAGCCUCCGCCGCGCACCUAAAGAAGAUCCCCUCGAACCCAACCCACCCGCUCGAGAAGGAAGCGGAGGCCAAGCUCGCGAAGACGAUGCCGCUGAAGAAAUAGACAACUGGAGGAAAUCAGCGAAGGCUGAAGAGGAAGGGAGAGACCAAGCGAAGAACCAUAGAGGAUGAAAACUAGCUCACGGUGUCGUAUGCCACGGCUAUACAUGCAUGACGCUAUGGAAGAGUUACAAGUAUGGUACAAUUAUAUGUAAUAAAUCAUCUCC
Molecule: messenger RNA, 579 nt
Organism: Eremomyces bilateralis CBS 781.70
Lineage: Eukaryota; Fungi; Ascomycota; Dothideomycetes; Eremomycetales; Eremomycetaceae
Exons: 2
Coding region: 198-416 (72 amino acids)
Source: RefSeq, a predicted model, not a curated record